Molecule: messenger RNA, 1215 nt
Organism: Laetiporus sulphureus 93-53
Lineage: Eukaryota; Fungi; Basidiomycota; Agaricomycetes; Polyporales; Laetiporaceae
Exons: 3
Coding region: 224-955 (243 amino acids)
Biological process (GO): C-terminal protein methylation
Cellular component (GO): membrane
Molecular function (GO): protein C-terminal S-isoprenylcysteine carboxyl O-methyltransferase activity
Source: RefSeq, a predicted model, not a curated record
AGAUGCCAAGUUCUAGUAUGAACGGAUAGCGCUUGCCAACAGUGACGGCGAGCGGCACUAAAAGGAGGCUCAUUUGAAAUCUUAUUGGCUUCUUGAGUGUCAGGCAAGUACUAGCUCAGAGUCCCUUCUAUUUCGGAACUCGCCGAAAUAUACAUCUAUAAAACACCAUUUAUAUCGACCUUCGCAGCUACCGUACUGCACUAUACCCCGUUGUCCUUCUGCCAUGCUCGCAACAUCGGUUUUUAAGGCCGGGCUAUUGAUCAUCACAGUGCUUGGGCACUAUGUUAGCUUGACUCCGCCCUGCCCUCCGAGCUCGAAAGGCGACAAGGUGUACAGAGGACAGCCGUUUGAACGUGUCGUGAUGUUCUUGAUCGACCUCGACAAGGUCACCGUUGCAUUAGUCAGCGUCGCUCACAUCGCUGUCAUGCUCUUCCUUUCUGUGGAUCACCCCGGUCAGCAUGGGCAGCAUGGGCAGCUUGUGCUUUCCCACCUUUGCCCGAGCCCUGCGCCCCGCCUCGAGACUCUCGCCUCACUUUCUCCGGCAUUCCUCUUCGGCGUCUCCAUGAUCAUGCUCGGGUCAUUACUCCGCAUGCGGUGCUACACUGCACUUGGUGCACAGUUCACCUACCUCGUUACUGUCAAGCCAAGACACUCUCUCGUCACAUCCGGACCAUAUAAAUAUGUACGCCACCCGAGCUACGCCGGGCUGUGGCUUCUUUUUUUGGGGACGUACUGCGCAUUCCGCACGCCGAGUGAAUACAUCGACCAGUGUGGGCUGAUGCUGACGCCGGCCAAGUGGUUUGUGCAUGGCUUCUUUGUACUCUACAUAUUCGCCAUGCUUUCGGUCGUCAAACGAGGCAGGGUAGAGGACAAGCUGUUGGAGACUGCCAUUGGGAAGGAGUGGUUAGAGUACCGCGAGCGAGUUCCGUACAGUAUGAUUCCUGGUAUGUACUGAUAUGUUGAUGGUGCAAAUUAGAUAUGUAGAUGUGACUCUGCUGAUUUUUCUCUCGUGCACUUGUCAUUGACGCUGCCGUGUUUAACGCUAGACAAGUGUACCUAUCUACCUGCUUAUUCUGGCCCUCGCAUUUUUCUGCUACCAAAUGUCGACAUGAUGCACUCUUUAUACCAUACCUAUGACUACAUACAGUCCCUCGACUCUGAUGGACGCGAGUAAUUCAACUUGAUCGUGCUCUUUCGAUCCGCUGAUCACAGAAU